AUGGUCUCUGCAGUCCCCGUCAUCGAAGCCAUGGCUACUGCCCCUUCCAUCAGCUCCAAACUGAAACCGUCCAAAUCCAUCCUCAAAUACCCCUCUUCCUCCUCUACCACGAGCAUCAUCGGCCAGAAGCGCAAGAGGAUCGAUAUCAGCAUGUCAUCAUCCGCCAGCGCAGACAUAUCCGCCUCAUCCGACGCAGAACGCGAUGACGGCAACUGGAAUGCGAAUGGGGAUGGAAACGAUGACGACGAAGACGACGACGGAGCUGCAAGUCCCAUAACACGCCCAUCAUUACCGUUGAAGAAACGGGCCCGUGUCAAGUUCGAAAUGGACCUGCAUAAUACUAGUGACAAUAAUGGGAAUGAUAAUGGCAAUAGUAACGGCAUGAAUGGCGAGAAGAGCACGGCGAUGGUACGCGAGGAGGUCCGAAGGGCUAUCCAGCGCCACCUAAAUGGUGAUAGCGAGUUGUACGAUCGUGUCAAGGAGAUAUUUACGGCGGAUCCGAAGGAGCUGGAGGAGGAUGGGUCGGCUGUGUAUGACGUCCCGUCCCCGAAGGUGUUGAGGAAUUACUUGUUGGGUCUGUUUUCCAAUGUGUCCAGUCUUGAUGGGAGGUGUAGUGGGCUUGUGCAUGCUGUGCUGGCCAGUGAGUGGCUGGGAAGGGAUGAAGGGUAUGUCAGGUUGUUUGUGAGGUUCUUGGGAACGCUGGCGGCAGCGAGGGGGACGUAUUUGAAUUCCGUGUUGAGGAUGCUGGUGAUGGGGCUGAGGCAGGUCGAUCCUCGUACUGGAAAGCUCCCUGGCUUCCCUGUUGUGUGUCCGUCGGAAAUGUACGCCCGAGUUCACAUGGCGACCAGUUAUAUCGUUCAGCUUGUUCCCGCCGGCAGCAGCGCCUUGUCUCCCCUGAUUGCAUCUAGUUUUCCGCAUGACACAGACUCCACAAAGGCGCAUAUUAUUUAUACACGGAACAUCAUUAAGAUCAUAGACUACGCUCCUGAACUCCGCUCGGAAAUCCUUGCUCUGAUUACUGAGAAGCUUGUCAAGCUCGACGUGCAGUUUCAAGUGGAUCUAGAGGAUGCAGACGAGGAUAUAGACGACGACAAUGUCCCGGACAUGUCCUCCCCCGAGGAAAUUGCAUUGUGUGAUGAGGACGGCAUUGAGUCAGAUGCUGAGACCGCCGCCAGUGACGACGACGAUGACGGCAUGGCUGAUUCCGAAACCCAGCGUGCCAAAAAGCGCUCCGAAACCAAGCAAAAGAUCGACUAUAUGAUCGACCUCCUAUUCGAAUACUACUCCUCACCCUUCACAAAUGGCACGUUCGACGAAAAAGAAACAGCCAACGACCUUCUCCUCGCCCACUUCCAAACCAUAAUCCUCCCCACCUACCGCUCCCGCCACACGCAAUUCCUCCUCUUCCACUACUCCCAAUCCUCCCCAAUCUUCAUCGACCGCUUCGCCACCACCUGCGUGCAAAUCAUCUUCUCUAAAUCCCAACCAACAAUCCUCCGCCAAUACGCCGCCGCCUACCUCGCCAGCUUCGUCGCCCGCGGCGCCCGCGUCUCCAGCGAAGUCGUCCGUGACGUCUUCGACCUGCUGGGCACGCACCUCCAAAGCCUCCAGUCCGAAUACGAACCCAACUGCCGCGGCCCGGACCUAAAACGCUACGGACCCUUCUACUCCACCGCCCAAGCCCUCCUCUACAUUUUCUGCUUCCGCUGGCGCGACCUCACCAACGCCGCGUUGGAAAGCGACCUCUCCUUUCCUCCUUCCUCCUCCCCGCCGCACAUUAACAAUUUAGAUCUCGACGACGUCCACUUCCCCCCGCAAAUCAAAAACCUCCUCCGCCGCACCAUCUACUCCAAACUCAACCCCCUGAAGGUCUGCUCCCCCUCCAUCGUCUCCGAAUUCGCCCGGCUCACCCACCACCUCUCCCUCAUGUACAUCUACCCGCUCAUCGAGACGAAUAAGAGGCUCCGCAUCUCUUCAUUCCGCAACCUAACGACGCUGGCGCUGGAGUCGCGGUUUGGGCAGGUGGAGAGGGAGAUCAAAGCGGAUGAUGAUGCGGGGCUGCUGCUUGAUGCGUAUUUUCCGUUUGAUCCGUAUCAUCUGCCGAGGAGCCGGAGGUGGAUUGUUGGGGAUUAUUUGGAGUGGAAGGGGAUUCCGGGGGUGGAUGAGAGGGGGGAGGGGGAGCGGGAAGGGAGUGAGAGGGGGUUUAGUGAGAGCGAGGAGGAAAACGGGUCGGAUGAGGAUUUGGCUUGCGGCUCCUGA
Messenger RNA from Paracoccidioides brasiliensis Pb18, 2259 nucleotides. RefSeq names its product rDNA-binding RNA polymerase I transcriptional factor. The coding region runs from base 1 to 2259 and encodes 752 amino acids. The record is from RefSeq and is a predicted model, not a curated record. Gene Ontology annotation, cellular component: nucleus. Gene Ontology annotation, molecular function: RNA polymerase I general transcription initiation factor activity; RNA polymerase I core binding. The transcript is spliced from 2 exons. Gene Ontology annotation, biological process: transcription initiation at RNA polymerase I promoter.